Molecule: messenger RNA, 609 nt
Organism: Botrytis porri
Lineage: Eukaryota; Fungi; Ascomycota; Leotiomycetes; Helotiales; Sclerotiniaceae
Exons: 3
Coding region: 1-609 (202 amino acids)
Source: RefSeq, a predicted model, not a curated record
AUGUCUAUGGGUAUCACAUCCUAUGCAAACCGUGCAAAUGCACUUUGUCUAUUCAAAGAUUAUGAAAGCAACCGAAUCUAUGUAAUAGCCAGCAAAGGCGCUUUUACAGCAUUAGAUCAAGCAGAAGAUCACGAUGCGUGGGAGAAAUCAACUAGUCUCCCUAGCGAAGCAGAGCUGAUUCAAAGGAUCACGAAGUUGGACAUUCAUCUUAAUUUGGACGAAGAAUGGAACGCGGCUCACAACAAUUCUCAACCUACUUUGGUGGACAUUGACAUGCUUCUUCGAGCGGGAGUUAUCUCGGAUGAAGAUCUUGAUCUACUCCUUGCCGACGAAGCACUCGAUGCUCUGCUUCUAGCCUGCAAGUCCCGCGGAAAGCUGACGAGACCAGGUCAUUCUAUUCACGGAGAAGAACUCUCCACUGUUGUUCCCACUCUAGAGUACACUGGGAGUAACAGACUGUACAUUCACCAGCAGUUGUAUAAGGCGCUCAAUGCUGGGCUCAAAAUUGGCGUUCCAGCUAUGGGGCAAUUAUUUACAAUAAUUUUGGAUCGUACACUGAGGUCAAGAACUACGCUGAUGCCGGCUUUGACAAUGAGAAAGGAAAUAUAG